Helianthus annuus (common sunflower) is the source of this 1485-nucleotide messenger RNA. RefSeq lists its product as uncharacterized. NCBI's taxonomy places the organism in Eukaryota, Viridiplantae, Streptophyta, Magnoliopsida, Asterales, Asteraceae. Bases 62 to 1273 code for a protein of 403 amino acids. The transcript is spliced from 11 exons. The record is from RefSeq and is a predicted model, not a curated record.
ACAAAAUGCCAAUCCUGUCACAUUCUAUAUCUCUAUCUAUAGUACAGCUUCUUGCAUAGAUAUGUUAGUGUGUAUGGAGGUUCUUUUAUUGGCGUUGGGCGGUCUUUUGCUUCUCGUUGGCGGAGGUAUGGUAGAGGGUGCAGCCAUCAAAGUCAACGUUGGUAACAUGUCGAAGCUAGACGAUGCUGCUUACUUUCAUUUAUAUUAUGGUAAUACCUUCAAAGUCAUCAAAAACGACCUCGAUGGCAAGAGCUAUCUUCUCAUCCAGAAUAACUCAAGGAUGGCGCCAAGGACUAAAUAUUGCACACCAAGGAUCAAAUCAUUUGUCGUCCCAAUAUCAAACUUCUCCAUGGAUGCUCGUUAUUUUCCAGUUUCAUUCUUCGAGCUUCUAGGCCUCAUGCCGACGAUGAAGGGCAUCACAUCAGAGAAGGUAGCGUCUCCAUGUCUGCUUAAACUGUACAAUGAGGGUGAACUUCAAAUGCUCAACAACAGUGAGCCACAACAAUUUUCUCAAUAUGCCGCACAUUUCAUCGGCCAUGACGAUGACCAAGAAACUCAAUCGUGCAAUUACGUUACUUUUUUUCCCAGGGACGAGCAAGCUCCUCUCCAAAGGGCGGAAUGGAUCAAGUACUUGGGAAUUUUUGCAAACGAUGAAGUGAGAGCAAAUGAAAUCUAUGAUGCCGUGAAAAGCAAUUACAUGUGCUUGGUUAAUUCAGUAGCAAGCAAAAACCUCAAACCAACAGUGGCCUGGAUGGAGUUUAAUGAUGGUGCUUGGUCUUUCACAGAUGAAGCAUACAAGCUAAAGUAUGUAGAAGAUGCAGGUGGAGAGAAUUUGGAUGACUCCAUAAACAAAAUAACAUACAACACAUCAUCUAUUGAAGAUUUGGAACUACUACAUGCCAUCUUAUGUACCGUAGAUGUAGUGAUUGACGGAACAUUAACGACAGACCCGUUUGGCUACAACGCAACAUUGUUUCUCCAAAACCUCAAUAUAGAUGAUAAAUCUUGUUUUGGUUUUCUUUCAUCUCAAAGCGUGUGGAGACACGAUAAACGUCUUUCAACUGAUCUAGCUCUUGAUUGGUUUGAUGGAGCAGUGUCACAACCACAACUAGUCCUAGCGGACCUAAUAGAAGUUCUCUUUCCAUCAGGGAAUUAUACAACAACUUACUUUAGAAACCUCCUAAAGGAAGAAGAGCCUAUAACCCUUGGUCCUGAAAACUGCACUCGAGAUACUUUCACUCCAAUGGAGCUAACUCUAAUAACAUGCCCAUAGAAUACAGUUUUUUUUAUUUAAAUGAUGUUUUAACUAUUUAAGGGCAUGUUACCUUAUUACUCAUUUUUAUAACAUUACUGGGAAUAUUUGUUGGACAACCGGUUCACUUGCAGCGGAAGUUUUGGAUGAUUUCUCAGACAUGAUUUGCAUAAUGUGAAAGUGUAGAAAAUGAAUUAAGUAAAGUGUGAAGAAAACGAAUGAUUUGUGGACAA